CCGCCCACUCCCACUCAUGUACAUGCUUACAUGUAGAGUGUACAUGAGUAGUGUAGACCAGCAGCUCGGAUGAGAGCUCCGGCAGGACCUGCUGUCUGGACUUUUUGCUUUGUCUCGCACUUGUUUUCCGGAUUGUUGAGGAGUUCAGGAGCCACCGUUGGGAUGAAAGUGUGUCCAGAAAUGUGACAUGACUGUGGACAAAGAUUAAAAACAGGAGUGGCUGCUGUGGUUGUUACUCAAUAUUUGGAGAGUCAACCAUUAGGACCAGAGCUGGGGGGACUGUGGGACUGCUAGACUCUUAAAGGUUUCGGGUGGGUUUUCCAAAUCUCACCUCUCAGUCUUUGUCACUGUUCCUCCAUCAGCGGCAGCAGCGAUGGACCUGACCCUGUGGCAGUACCAGUUCCGGAUCAUCAUGCUGGGGGACUCCACAGUGGGCAAGUCGUCCCUGCUGAAGCGCUACACUGAGGACAUCUUCCUGGAAUCCAUCAACCAGACGGUGGGUGUGGACUUUUACGUCCACUUCCUGGAGGUGGAGCCGGGCGUCCGUGUGAAGCUGCAGUUCUGGGACACGGCCGGACAGGAGAGGUUCAGGUCAGUGACCCGCUCCUAUUACCGCAACUCGGUGGGAGGCAUGCUGGUGUUCGACCUGACGCAGAGAUCCACCUUUGACCACAUCAAGGACUGGCACGCCGAGGUGUGCGAGCGGGUGCAGCCGCACAAGGUUGUCUUCGCCCUGGUGGGACAGAAGAGCGACAGGGACGCUCACGACGAGAGGGCGGUGAGCCGAGAGGAGGCCGAGAGACUGGCCGGACAGCUGGGCGUGCCCUACAUGGAGGCCUCCGCCAAGACGGGCCACAACGUCAGGGAGUCCUUCGAGCUGAUAGCCCGUCGGGUCUAUCAGGGUCUUCUGAGCGGAGAGGUGCAGCUGCUGGAGGGCUGGGACGGAGUGAAGUGUGCCAACACACAGACGCUGCACAUGCAGAGAGCCGGUCUGUCUCAGCCCAGCUCCGCGUCCAAGAACAAGAAGAAGUGCUGUGAUUAGACUCUGGACCGACAUUUGUCUCCGCGCCUGGACGGUGAUAUUCUCUGUGGCUGUACGAGGGUCCGACAUAUUCACAUUCUGGUUUCUGUGAUAUCUAAAGAAUACGUUUGCUUUAUCUCACUCUUAGUCUGCCUUUUCUGACUUUGACAUGUUUUACAAACUGUUUGUUCCUCAGGCCAAAUUCCACGGAGACAAUCAGGGAUUUUUAAAUCACGGCACAGUUUUUGAUCUCCAUCAAUACACUUCAGUGUUUUAUUUGUGACUUCUGUGUUUGAGAUCCUUUCUUUGGAGUGACACAAACUUACCCGCGAGGCAGACGUCAAACAGCAGCUUCUGUGUUCCCACAAGCUGAAACCGCUGGGUUUUCUCUGUGGAAGAGUGAGCAGUUUCCAACAUAUAUAU
Molecule: messenger RNA, 1444 nt
Organism: Solea senegalensis (Senegalese sole)
Lineage: Eukaryota; Metazoa; Chordata; Actinopteri; Pleuronectiformes; Soleidae
Gene: rab42b
Product: RAB42, member RAS oncogene family
Exons: 2
Coding region: 374-1042 (222 amino acids)
Molecular function (GO): GTPase activity; GTP binding
Source: RefSeq, a predicted model, not a curated record